Eucalyptus grandis is the source of this 3291-nucleotide messenger RNA. Its product is annotated as putative receptor-like protein kinase At3g47110. Gene Ontology annotation, molecular function: ATP binding; protein binding; protein kinase activity. Gene Ontology annotation, cellular component: plasma membrane. The coding region runs from base 1 to 3291 and encodes 1096 amino acids. Gene Ontology annotation, biological process: hormone-mediated signaling pathway; protein phosphorylation. The record is from RefSeq and is a predicted model, not a curated record. Lineage: Eukaryota; Viridiplantae; Streptophyta; Magnoliopsida; Myrtales; Myrtaceae. The transcript has 3 exons.
AUGGAAUCUUCAGGUCAAGUCAUGUUCUAUCAUGGCUAUCCAAGCAUCUCCUCCCUGACACUAGCAAAGCAGAAAAUGAGUUUGAGCCAUUUCUGUUCAGUCAACUUCCCUGCCAUCUGGAUCCUAGAACUGGUGAUCACAAGCUUCGCUUCUUGUAGCGCUCUAGGAAACGAGACCGAUAAAAUUGCUCUGCAACAGUUCAGGUCCCUCUUAACAGAUAAUUCUGCAGGAACAUUGGCCUCUUGGAAUGAUUCCCACCAUUUCUGCCAAUGGACUGGAGUCACUUGCGGUCUCAGACACCAAAGAGUCACUGCCUUGAACCUCGAUGGGCAAGAUUUGGCAGGGACCGUGUCCCCUUUUAUCGGAAACCUUUCGUUCCUCCAAUACCUGAACCUCGCAAACAACUCUUUGCAUGGUUUCAUUCCUCCAGAAAUCGGGCGCUUGUUCAGGCUUAGAAACCUGAUCUUGAGCCACAACACUUUGGGAGGUGGAAUUCCUAGAAAUCUCUCCCAGUGUCUUAACCUCCUGACUCUCGAGCUCGAUUAUAAUUAUCUCCACGAUCGCAUCCCUUCUGAAUUUGGGUCGCUGUUGAAACUUCAGAAGCUCUCCUUCUCUAACAACAAUCUCACGGGACCAAUCCCUGCUUCCAUAGGAAACCUUUCCUCCCUCCAAGUGCUUGAUCUAUUGAACAACAGCCUGAUAGGAGGAGUUCCAAUUUCUACAAGCAAAACAAGGCUCAAAGUUUUCGUGGUCAGUGAAAACGAGCUGACAGGUGGCUUCCCUUCCGCUCUUUGCAACUUGUCAUCCCUCAAUAUCAUUGGUUUGUACCAUAACCUGUUCACUGGCAGUAUCAGGAGAGACAUAGGCCUUCUGCUUCCGAAUCUGCAAACACUUGUCCUGGGAGAUAAUCAGUUCACAGGUCCUAUUCCCGAUUCACUGUCCAAUGCCUCGAACUUGGCAACAAUUGAUAUCCCCUUGAAUAACUUCUCUGGACGUGUUCAGGCCAGCUUUGGCAGGCUUCAAAACUUGAAAUGGCUCAACCUUCUUCAAAAUUUUCUUGGAAGCAGCACAACUGAUGGUCUAAGUUUCCUUGCUGAUUUGGCCAACUGCAGCAACCUUGAAAUGCUGGAUUUACAAUAUAACCAGUUCAAAGGUGAGCUGCCUGUUUCUGUCGGUAACCUCUCGACCCAACUGAAGCAGCUACUAAUGUCGGGGAACAGAAUUUGUGGAAGCAUUCCUGAAGUGAUUACAAACCUCUUUGGUCUCAAUCGAUUAUACAUGGAUGAUAACAUGUUAACAGGCAACAUUCCAUUGUCUAUUGGGAGGCUAUCAAACUUGCAUUAUCUGAACUUGGGCCAAAACAAUUUGACAGGGCACAUACCUUCAACCAUUGGUAAUAUCACUGGACUGAUCGAUCUGUACUUGUACAACAACAGCUUCGAAGGAAGCAUACCUUUGAGCCUCGGCAACUGCAAGUCCCUGCAGGAAAUACGCCUUUGUCAUAACAAAUUCACCGGGACCAUUCCUAGCCACAUGAUUAGUCCAUCGUCCCUCAUAAUACUUCUGAAUGUAUCUCACAACUCUUUGUCUGGGCCCCUGCCACCUGAAGUUGGCAACUUAAAGAACCUCAUUUCUCUCGAUGUUUCAUACAAUCAAAUUUCCAGCGAAAUUCUGACAACUUUGGGUGACUGUUUGGGAUUGGAAGAGCUGUAUAUGCAGGCGAACCGUUUUCAAGGACCCAUUCCUCAAUUAGGAGGGUUAAAAGGCAUUCGUUUUCUUGACCUUUCCAAUAACAACCUAUCAGGGCAAAUCCCAGAGUUCUUAGUUAACUUAUCAUCGUCGCUGCAAUUCUUGAAUCUGUCUUUUAACAAUUUUGAAGGCGAAGUAACUGUACAAGGGAUAUUUGGAAACACUAGUGCCUUCAAAGUUGAUGGCAACAAAGAGCUUUGCGGGGGCAUACCUGAACUGCAUUUGCCUUCAUGUCCGGCAAUAUCAAUCCCAAGAUCUAUAAAGCAUAGACUUUCGAAGUGGGUGAUGGUCAUAAUCAUCAGUGCUUCUUGUGCAGUGGCAUUAGUAUCCUUAGCAUUGCUUUUCUGGUUGAGAAACUUGAAGAAGGAACAUCUGCCUACUCACUCCUUGGGCCAUUUUUACGAGAGGAUUUCUUAUGAUGCUCUAUUCAAAGCUACCGACGGAUUCUGUUCAAGCAAAUUGAUUGGUUCAGGUAGUUUUGGCAGUGUAUACAAAGGAACCCUUGGUCCGGAUGGAAGAAUUGUGGCCAUCAAGGUUUUGAAUCUCCAGCAGAAAGGAGCUUUCAAGAGCUUCUUGGCCGAAUGCAAAGCCCUCAGCAGCAUUCGGCAUCGUAACCUUGUUAAGAUCUUGACUGCUUGUUCAAGUGUCGACUCUCAUGGUAAUGAGUUCAGAGCCUUGGUAUACGAGUUCAUGGGAAACGGCAACUUGGACAUGUGGUUGCACCCAAACGACGAGCAAAUGCAAUUAAAAACUUGGAGCUUCCUCCAAAGAUUGAACAUCGCGAUUGAUGUAGCCUCUGCUUUGGAUUAUCUUCACCACCAGUGCCAAACUCCAUUGGUCCACUGUGAUCUGAAACCAAGCAACAUUCUUCUCGACCAUGAGUUCAUGGCUCACAUCAGUGAUUUUGGAUUGUCGAGGCUCGUUUCGAGUCUAACGAAGACAUCUUUGAGUCAUCUCAGCUCCUCUGCUUUUAAGGGAACCGUGGGUUACAUCGCUCCAGGUACUGCUCUAAAGAUCACAAAAACAUUUACAUUCACGAAAAUCAGAAGAAUUCAGAGACCUUGUAGAGUAAUCGAGCUAACAGGAACUUUUUCUGGACUCGCAGAAUAUGGAAUGGGUGUUCAUCCAUCAACCAGUGGGGAUGUGUACAGCUUCGGGAUCCUCUUGCUAGAGAUGUUCACGGGAAGACAGCCAACAGAUAAUAUAUUUGAAGACGAUUUCAACCUUCAGAAAUUUGUCAAGUCGGUGAUGCCAAAGCGAGCAACAGGGUUCUUGGAUCAAUCGAUUUUCUGUGGGGAAGUAGGUGAAAGCAGUGAUGAGCAAGCAGAUUGGAGUGACUGCGGAAUCGACAAAGCCGAAUGUCUGAUAUCGGUCUUUGAGAUUGGAUUAACUUGCUCGGCAGAAUCACCGAAAGACAGGAAGGACAUGAAUGGAGUUGCACGGGACUUGCUCUCAAUCAGAGACAAGUUUCUCAAAACCCGCGUUCACGAGGAUAGGAUGCAGAGCCCUGCACCAAGCGACACGUUGGAGAAGGCGGCCUGA